UGGGCAACACAAGCCAGGUCGACAAAGUUACCUAAAUGAAAAUGUCCUCGACUCUCAGCUCCCCAUCGCCGAACAACAGCAACCUUUUCACGGCGAGCUACGAGAGGACGGACCUCACGGAGGCGCAAAGACAGAUGAGCCUGCUUCUGUUCGGCUUGUGCGUCGCCAUCGCCGCUCUUACCUUCUUGGGAAGUGUUUAUUCUCUCUUCUUUUUCAUUCGGAUGAGGUGGAAAACCAUCCUGUGGCUCAUCGUGGCUUCAAUGUCCGUGGACGACCUGCUCAGCGUGAUACCUCUCUCCCUCUUCAUGCUCCUCCAGUGGGAGAGAGAUGGAGAGGGAGGGUCGGUGACCAUAUGCACGUUAUCGGGACUUCUCUAUGUGUUCCAAGGACUCUCCAGCAAUAUGAAGGCUUGCCUUAUCGCAGCCUAUACCUUUUACGUUACCAAGCGAGAAGGAAGCCCUCGUCCGUUAAGGAUGAUGUUGGCGAUAGCAGGGGUGUGGGUAGUCAGCCUGGUCGUCAGUGUACUACCCCUGUGCGGCUGGGGGACUUUCACUCGGCUCUCUCUCGGCUGCUUCCCGGAGAGACGAGGCUUUUACCUUCUGAUCCUUUUCUCUUUGUACUCCGUGUGUUUCUGCGGAUUGGUGAUCUUCUUCGUUCCUCUCACCUACCAGCUUCUGUGUUCCAGAGAGCCACAGGGGACGUUAUACCCGAACUACUUGGAUAUAGCCAGGGAUCUGAGAGGGGACGGGUCUGCGCCUCUCUGCGAACUCCCGUCCUUCUCUCGGGAUAGCUUGGACAGAAGUUUCAGUACCUACAACGAGCUGAGUCCGGGUGGGUUGGGGAAAGGGUUAGGGGUGCGGGACAAAGUGGAAACAUAUACCUGUUCAAACCCUGCCUCUGACGGUGUACUGAGGGAUGGCGGUACCAUCUGUAACUGGGAAUCCCCGGUGUUCUUUGCACAAAAGCGCUUCUCCAUGAUCCUAGCGGUGGUGAGAGUUGUCUUGUGGAUGCCUAUGAUGACUCUGGUGCUCGUGCGUCAUGCUGUAAACGCCAACAGCUCAUACCUGGAGGCGGUGGAAACGGUGAGCUUCUUCCUGACCCUGCUGGCGCCUGCCGUCACGCCGGUGUUCAUACUCUCCGAUCGCUGGAUCCACCUUCCGUGCGGCUGCUUCAUCAACUGCCCGCGGGACACAGAGAAUGAGCCCACCGCAAAGAAGAGGUUUGAAUUUAACCUCUCCUUCCAAAAAGGGUACGGAAUAUACAAGAUAUCGCACGCGACCAAACCCCACCGAAACCCGUCCAUCGAGAAGCCUUCCUAUUACAACUUCUUCAACUGCGACUUCACAGAAAACCAGUUUGCCGUGCUGGACAGCUCCAGGGUCGCGAGCCUGCAGGCCGAGCUGGAGUUCAGGACCCCACGUGCAGUGGACAGCUCCCCACUGCGUGAACAUGGCGAGCUGCUUCUUGAGGUAGUGCCAGGUGGAGGAGAGACCCUGGCGCUGGCAGACUGCCUCCAAUUUCCUCAUGAUAACCACAGAGACCAGGACCUCAACCUCACCGACACGUCGUCGGUGUUCGAGGGAACGGAACGGAGACUGUCGCAUGUAGAGUGUAGAAAAAUGGAGCUGAUGGACUGGGAGUGGUGUAGGAGUAAAUCCGAGAGGACCCCCAGACAGAGAUCUGGGGGAGGUCUGGCCCUCCCUCUGUGUGCCUUCCAGGGCACCGUCUCCCUGCAUGCCCCCACAGGGAAGACCCUCUCCCUCUCCACCUACGAGGUCAGCAGCGACGGCCUCACCAUCUCCCCCCACGCCACCAAGAAGGUGGAGGUCUACCGCUCAAAGUCUGUAGGCCACGAGCCCAGUGCAGACGACCCCACCACCGGGGGCCCGGCCGGGGGAGUGGGGAUGGAGGUGGAGGUGGCAAUGCGGGACACCAAUGUGAAGAUCCACCUGGAGGUGUUGGAGAUCUGUGACAACGAGGAGGCCACGGACAGCGUGUCCAUCAUCUCUAACAUCAGCCAGUCGUCCACCCACGCCCGCUCCCCGUCGCUGCGCUAUUCUCGGAAGGAGAACCGCUUUGUCUCCUGUGACCUGGGGGAGACAGCCUCCUACUCACUGCUCAUCCCCAACAGUGGCAACCCCGAGGUGGACAACAUCAACAUCAACAUCCCUGACACUGUGGAGGCCCACCGGCAGAACAGUCGCAGGCAGAAACAGGAGACGGGAGGCUACCGCGAGGAGAUACAGCUGCUCAACGAAGCCUACAGGAAGCAGGAAGAGGACAGAGAAGACUGAUACACACAGGAAGCCGGAAGUGGACAGAGAAGUCUGAUACAUACACAGGAAGCAGGAAGAGACAGAGAAGACUGAUAAACACACAGGAAGCAGGAAGAGGACAGAGAAGACUGAUACACACAGGAAGCAGGAAGUGGACAGAGAAGUCUGAUACAUACACAGGAAGCAGGAAGAGACAGAGAAGACUGAUAAACACACAGGACGCAGGAAGUGGACAGAGAAGUCUGACACAUACACAGGAAGCAGGAAGUGGACAGAGAAGUCUGAUACACACAGGAAGACAAUGAGUGGACAUAUAAUAUUGAUGAGCACACAAAGGAUGCAGACUGGGAAUGCAUAACUAUAUAUUUUAAGUAUGUAUUUUGACUAAACAUUAGCUGCCACUGCCUAAGACUGCUGGGACACAUCCAUUCUGUGAUUUAGAGGUCUAUUAUGUAUAGAUGUGAUGAGGUGAGGUGGAGAGAAGUGGAUGCAGGAAUAAAGGAUGAGAUGAGGUGGAGAGAAGGUGAUGCUGCAGGACUAAGGGAUGCGGUGAGGUGGAGAGAAGGUGAUGCAGGACUAAAGGAUGAGGUGGAGAGAAGGUGAUGCAGGACUAAAGGAUGAGGUGGAGAGAAGGUGAUGCAGGACUAAGGGAUGAGGUGGAGAGAAGGUGAUGCAGGACUAAGGGAUGAGGUGGAGAGAAGGUGAUGCAGGACUAAGGGAUGAGGUGGAGAGAAGGUGAUGCAGGACUAAGGGAUGAGAUGGAGAGAAGGUGAUGCAGGACUAAGGGAUGAGGUGGAGAGAAGAUAAUGCUGCAGGACUAAAGGAUGAGGUGGAGAGAAGGUGAUGCUGCAGGACUAAAGGAUGAGGUAGAGAGAAGGUGAUGCUGCAGGACUAAGGGAUGAGGUGGAGAGAAGGUGAUGCUGCAGGACUAAGGGAUGAGGUGAGGUGGAGAGAAGGUAAAGCUGCAGGACUAAGGGAUGAGGUGAGGUGGAGAGAAGGUGAUGCUGCAGGACUAAGGGAUGAGGUGGAGAGAAGGUGAUGCAGGACUAAGGGAUGAGGUGGAGAGAAGGUGAUGCAGGACUAAGGGAUGAGGUGAGGUGGAGAGAAGGUGAUAUGCUGCAGGACUAAGGAAUGAGGUGGAGAGAAGGUGAUGCAGGACUAAGGGAUGAGUUGGAGAGAAGGUGAUGCAGGACUAAGGGAUGAGGUGGAGAGAAGGUGAUGCAGGACUAAGGGAUGAGGUGAGGUGGAGAGAAGUGGAUACAGGACUAAAGGUUAGCAGCACAAUGAAAGAGUGAAGACUGAAAGGGAGUGCAGAGAGAAAGGAUGGAGAGAGGAUUACCCAUGUUAGUAUUCAUGCCAGGGUCUCCAACAUAUGGCUGCCAAUGGGUAUAGCCCUCACCAAUAAGUAAACAUGGAGACUACCAGCCCCUGUGUCUGAGUCAUCCCACUGAGUGUGUGUUACAUACAGAUCUGUACUCUGUACAGUGUGUCUGUACUCGUAAUAUAAUCUGCUGAAAGCCUGGACUCAGAAUAGAUCAUUUACCAUACUGUUCAUUCUGCUGCUGUGAGACAAAACUAUCAUUUUAUGUAAAUCAGUCUGAAGAGAGAAAUAGAAGGUGCGAGAGAGAGAGAGAGAGAGAGAGGUAGAGAGAGGUAGAGAGAGGGAGG
Messenger RNA from Oncorhynchus mykiss (rainbow trout), 3944 nucleotides. Its product is annotated as putative G protein-coupled receptor 149. The record is from RefSeq and is a predicted model, not a curated record. NCBI's taxonomy places the organism in Eukaryota, Metazoa, Chordata, Actinopteri, Salmoniformes, Salmonidae. Gene Ontology annotation, biological process: neuropeptide signaling pathway. Gene Ontology annotation, molecular function: neuropeptide binding; G protein-coupled receptor activity. Gene Ontology annotation, cellular component: plasma membrane; neuron projection.